CGAGGAGGUCUUCCAUGUAACUGAUAGCAACGAUCGCGAGUGUGGCCAAGUUUAUUGCAAUAGGUGCAAUGAGGACGUUGGCCUCUACCUCGGGUACCACUGCGUCCUCCUCGAGAGGUAGUUUGAGAAACUAACACAGAAGAAUCUGAAGCGCUAUCAGAUGGCAAAGUCUGAGUGGACGAGAUACGGAGGAGGCGAGCAAACACAUCAUCCAAGGACGGAACUGAUGAACUACCAAGAAUCUGAUCACGAAUAGGCUCAAGAUCCGGACGGAGGCCAAUAAGAGUAAGGACCAUGAAGAACUUGUCAAGCUGUGUUUGUUGUGCCCCAACAUCAGGAGUAAGAGGCAUCACAGUCAAGAACUGCUCCUUAAGAGAGGCAAUCUGACCAAUAUAAGUAGAUAGAUCCAAGUCCUGUUGGCUGAUAUGGACAAUAGCAGAAGCCACCUUAUAAAGACGCUGGAUAUCAUUCGUGUAUAAUCCUUUGGCCUGAGUCCAAAAUUUAAAACAAGUUUUAUAGGCCUGAAGAUGAAGAAGAAUCCUGGGAUCAACCGAUUGCUAUAAUACACUACAUAACUGUGCAUCUAUCUUCCUCCACUGUACGCGGUCAAUCUCAGGGAUAUCUGCCUCCUGGGUAACCAAGUGAUCCUCAUAUCCUUGACCCAUAAACCAAAGUUCAACAGAGGCAGACCAGGAGAGAUAAUUCUCACUGCCAACCAAUUUCUCUGAGGUAAUCAUAGGAGAUCCAGAGAUAACAAAGGUAAAGAUCUGAUUUUUGGUGGUCAUAUUCACAUAUUUGGAUCGAAGAGAGCCCUAAGACGGGUUCAGAUUUCGGCGGAGAGAGAAAAAACAGUGAAACCACGGCUGUGAGAGGUGCAAUCAAUGGAGAAAAAAAGGUCGUGACAUGCCUGGAGAGGAAGAGAAGCAGCACCCAAGCCUCGGAGAUGGAGGGGGAGCCCUGUCGGAGGUGGCCGGAAUGGCAAGAAAGCCAAAAACAGGGAAAAAAUGGAGAUGCAGGGCUCGGGGAGGACUGCCGGAGGGCUAGAAGGCCAAGAUGGCGCCGGACGAGCCUGGAGAGGUGUCGGAAGUGGCCGGAAAGUGAGCCACGCGCCGUCACGCGCCGGCGCGUGGGGGCGCGUGAGAGGCCGGUUUCCGGUGGGGUUUCCACUGGCGUGUAGAUCAGCCUCCGACGUUUCGGAAUAUGUGGUCGUUACCCGGAAAAUAGGUCGCCGGAAAAUUUCGCCGGAAAAGGGUGCCGGCGUGGUGGAGAUCCGACGGCGAUGAGGUUGUCCGGAGUGGUUCGGGAAGAGAAUGAGGGGACCGGAGUGAAACACGGUCACUGGACAGUUCACCGGAAUUGAUUACACGGCUAAACCGAAAAAAAAAAAAUUAGGUUUUCUCCUUUGGCUCUGAUACCAUGUUGAGAGAGAGAGAGAGAGAAAAACCUUAUUCUCAUUCAUGUAUUGUCUAUUUACAAUUGAGAGAUAUAUAUAUACAAGGAUAGGAGUCCUAACUACCAUACAUGUGACCUAUAUUAACAAGGAAAGAUAAUAUACUAUAAAUACAUUAUAUUCAACACUCUUAGUUCCAGGCUUACCAAUCUCUGUCUCAUUUUUGUGUCAAAAUUCAUAGGAUCUGAUUUAGCUUCUCCCCUCAAGCAAUGCUAACCACCACCUUACAAAAGACCAAAAUUUCAAUGAUUUCUUUCUUUACUAUUAUUUUACUGGUGCCAACUUUCCUGAACCCUCUUCAUUCCAGAUUCUCCAAACUUCACAAGUUCUCACUGAGAUUUAGGAUUAUGAAUCUUGCUGGAGAUCCCUUAAAGCAAGCAAUGGUCUACCAAAAUCCACAGCAUCAGUAUUCUGUGGGUGAUAAAGGAUUCAUUAUGAAACUUGCUGGGUCCCUUGGAUAUUGUGAUAAAUGAAAGAUUCAUUGUAUCGUUCAUCAACAUGUAUUGUUCAACGCAGGUCUUGGACUCUUAAGUUUGUUGUGGUUUAAUGUAGAGACUUGACAUUUGGAAAGGGUGAAGCAUCGUUAAUCAGCCCCGUCUACCACCCCUUUUCCUUAAAUUCUAAGGAUGAGGAUAAAAGAGAAGAUAAAAAGACUGAGAAGAAGCAUGAGAUUUGCACAUGGCAAGCUGGUCCUAUCAGGUUUAAGAAUAGUGAGUUUUCCUUUUAUAACCACUUUAAUCAACACUUGAACUCAUAGGUUGCUCUUUUAAGGGCCUUUCCUUUUCCUCAGAUGGGAAAUCUCCAAGAAUAUCAUUCUUCUGUGAAUCUAAGCUCUCAAGAGCUUCUAUUUUUUUUUUGUUGGUCUAAAACAGGUCUGGUUGUUCCACAAUUGCAGUGAACUCCAUCUUGAGUUGUAGAAUCACUAAUGCCUGGGAAAUUACUGAGAACUUCUGUCUGAGUACCAUUCCAUUUUCAACCUUUUAGAACAAAGAGGCUGUUUAGUUUGAUUGUUAUUUUCAAUCUUCCUCUGUGAAACCAUUAAAAUGUCUUAUCUUUUAGCUUGUAAUUUGGUUGAUGUAAUGCCUUCUCAUUUCCCGUUUUUCAUAUAGAAUUAAAAGAGGUCUGGCAUCAAAAAGCUAAAAUGCCAGCUCAAAAAGAUGCAUCUUCACAUACUCUCUGAGUCAGCUUAAAGAAAGAAGUAACAUAUGGUGCCUGUUAGGAUUGAAUAAUUGAACUGCUGACCAAAUAUAUAAUACAUAUGUAUAUGUGUCUAACUGUAUUUAACCAAAUACACCUUUCUUGUGAUAUCUUGGGGAAUUGAACAAAAGAAGAAUAGGUCCUUCUUACCAUAGCUUUUCAGAAAUGGCCGAACACAUCAUCUCAGACUGUUUUUAAAUAAAGUCAUUUUUUCAAAAAGCUCAUAACUGCGCCUUUAUUCAUGUUGAUGAGCAAUGGACGAGUCAUCAACUAGAACUUGAAGAUUCACACCCACUAUUUCUAUCCCUUUAAAUGCACCUGUAUUUUGCAGGUUUUGAUUAACCUCAAAGCGUUUCUUCAAUCUCUUGAAAGUAGAGUGUUCCAGACUUACGUGUUGCAGAUAACUGACAAGGCAGCUGGAGAUACAGAUACUGAAUUGCGGCACUUCUAACAAUAUGAAGAACCAACUCCAAGAACACAUUAUUGGAAUCCCAGUCAGCUGCCAAUAUGAUAAGCCAUCUCCUUCAAAUGUAUCUGGGGCAAUCAUCCCAAAAAAAAUGAAUUCAAUGAAUUAUAGGAUGAACAACAACAGGAAGAAGGCAGACAAUUUUGUGGAUGGAGUCCGAGAGCAUGUGAGAUUAGGGCUUAAGUUCUCUGAAACUGUGAAGGGAAAGUUGAGCUUGGGGGCUAGGAUUCUUCAACUUGGGGGAGUGAAGAGAGUUUUCAGGCAAAAUUUUGGUGCUAGAGAAGGAGAAAAGCUAUUGAAGGUUUCCCAAUGCUAUUUAUCGACAACAGCAGGCCCUAUAGCUGGCCUCCUCUUUAUCUCCACUCAAAGAGUUGCCUUUUGUAGUGAAAGAUCAAUCAAAUUUUCUUCUCCAAAUGGUGAAUUAGUUGGAAUCCAUUAUAAGGUCUCUAUCCCACUAAGAAAGAUAAAGAGGGCCAACCAAAGCGAGAAUAUGAAAAAGCCAUCUCAGAAGUACAUGGAAAUUGUUACUAUGGAUAACUUUGAGUUCUGGUUUAUGGGAUUCUUGAAUUACCAGAAAGCUUUCAGCUAUCUUCAACAGGCAAUCUCUCAAGUGCAGAAUCCAGUCCAAGGUGAUUCAAUCCAAUAAGUUCUUCCCUCCUGCUUCAACAAAUGUAUUUACACAAACCUGAUAAAGCUCUGCACAGUUGAAGGCUUUGUACAAAUAUUUUUUUUUGUUAAUGAGAAAUGAUCUUCAAUUCUUCAA
Messenger RNA from Vitis vinifera (wine grape), 3876 nucleotides. RefSeq names its product GEM-like protein 4. The record is from RefSeq and is a predicted model, not a curated record. Bases 3103 to 3759 code for a protein of 218 amino acids. The transcript has 4 exons. NCBI's taxonomy places the organism in Eukaryota, Viridiplantae, Streptophyta, Magnoliopsida, Vitales, Vitaceae.